UUUGUAGAUAUUGCUGUACGCUUUAAUUUAAUAUUUGUUGACGCCCCACGCAAAUUUUCGAACAAUGCUAAAUUAGUUGGCGGCAAACUUUUUGAAAAAUUUAUUAAACUAUUAGGAGAGCAUGAAAUUUUGGACGACAUUGAAUAUUAUACAGAAGAAGAACAAAACGUGGUUGUAUGCGAAAAUAUGCCGAGUACAAGUAAGAAUACACCCGAUGAAUUGGAAGAUUAUGAACCUCCAGAAAAAAUUUCUACGCAUAAAGUAGUGCCAUACGAUACAAAAUUAAAGGUCGUACUGACAGCACAAGAACAUCCACAGUGGUCUUUCAAAACAUUAAAGCAUCAUUUUAGAAAAUAUUUAAACCAUCCUUCUGAUGUUACGAAAUAUAAAAAAGCUGUUUUGUCAGGCGGUACUUUUAGAGACAAAUUAAAUACAAUAAAAACUAAUGUGUACGAUCGCUUCACAGAAGCAAGAAAUAAGAAUCAAUUAGUUACGCGACGUUUGCUUCAACAGUGGGCUAUUGCUGCAGCCGCACAAUAUAACAAGCCAAAAGAAGAACAAGACAGCGAAGAACAUACAAAUGUUUUUCAUUUCGUAGCAUCCAGCACGUGGUUGACCAACUUUUUACACGAUUAUAGGAUAUCGAAUCGUCGCGUUGUUCGAUAUGUUUCCAAAAAAGAAGCAAUUACACCAGAAGUUGUCAUAAAAUCAGCGGAACAAUUUCAAACAUUAAUUCAAGCAAUUUCGCCAGAUUACGAUCCCGAUUUUGUCAUUAAUACAGACCAAACAGGAUGUGAGUAUAGAGUUAAUGUUUCGCGAACUUACACGCACACUGGAGAAAAAUUAGUUCAAUUGUACAUAGGCGAUUUAAAUAAAGUUUCGCAUUCAUACACCGCCCAGUAUUCACUGACGAAAUCCGGGAAGUUAUUAAAUAAAGUAUUUGUUUGUUUGCAAGAAUUUUCUGAUAAUUUUGGAGUACGCGUACAAAAAGAUGUAGAUAAAUUAUUAGAAUUAUGUAAAAAUGUCGUUAUUACAUGUUCUAAAUCGGGCAAAUUAACAACAUCAUUAUACGCACAGUAUUUGGAAAAUGUUGUUAAGCCGUAUGUCGGGGAUAAUUUGUUUUUAUUUAUUGUUGAUUCCUGGGGAGGACAAAAAAACAUCCAAAUGUAUAACGAAAUAUUUCGCGACAAAAAUAAUAAACCAACAUGUAAUUUACAAAUUAUACCGCCAAAAUGUACUCCGAUAUGUCAGCCGUGCGACGUUUAUUUUUAUCGACAAGUGAAAGUUAUAAUUAAGAAAAUACAAAACUGUCCAGAUGUAAUUUCACAAUCAGGUGACGAAAGCAAACAAUUAAAUACUCGUGCUGAUGCGAUUCGUAUACAAUCUUUAACUCAUUAUCUGUUAUCAGCGCCGAAAUUUAAAUGUAUGCUUCAAUAUGCAUGGUAUGCAUCCAAAUUAGCUGACGAUAGAGAAAUAUUUUUAAAUGUGAAUCAAUUAUGCUUCUCUUCAAACAUUUAUAAUAAAACAUGUGUAUGUGGACAACAUAAUUCAUUUAUUAAAUGUUCGUGGUGCGAAAAAAUUUUAUGUUUCCAAUGUUUUUACAUCAAUUUUCAUCCACAACAUUGCGAAGCGAUGGAAACCUUUUAUCGUAUGUAAAUAAAUAUAUAAUUAUAAAAGAAAGUUUAUAUUGUACAAAAUAUUCUUGACAAAAUAACACAUGUACAUUGCAUGAGAAAUAUAAUCAGUUCAUGACUUUAAAACUGUUUUUUAUUUCGUAUUGCGU
Odontomachus brunneus is the source of this 1783-nucleotide messenger RNA. RefSeq lists its product as uncharacterized. Lineage: Eukaryota; Metazoa; Arthropoda; Insecta; Hymenoptera; Formicidae. Gene Ontology annotation, molecular function: nucleic acid binding. The transcript has a single exon. The annotation marks the transcript as partial. The record is from RefSeq and is a predicted model, not a curated record.